Spirodela intermedia is the source of this 1415-nucleotide messenger RNA. Lineage: Eukaryota; Viridiplantae; Streptophyta; Magnoliopsida; Alismatales; Araceae. The record is from the annotation of a GenBank genome assembly.
AUGAGUGUCGUCCCGCCUUCACCCCUAGGAGUGGGCUGGCAGAGUAGAACUCAGUGUUCCAUUCGGAUGAGGCAGCGGAGGCCUUCUCCCCUGAGCAUUAAAUCGAACGCCUUGUUGAUCUCGGAGAAAGGGACCUCGUGGGUGAUGAACUUCUCCAACUCCAUCUCCUGCACCGCCAAGAAACACACCGACGUUUUUAGCGAACACCUACCUCAAGGAAAACUCAACCCCACCCACAACUAAAGCGGCAAGUGAAACCGAGUUCCCUUACCUUGUUCAUGUACUUCUCCACCACUCCAGGGAUGUCACUGCGAGGCUUGUAGUUCCCGUAGAAGGUGCCCUUGAGAGUCCGCUCACACAAGAAAUUUACUGGGGAGGUCUUGAAUACGUCAUCCUUGUGAGGCACACCGACCAACACAGCGACUCCCCAGCCCUGCGACCGCGACGUCAACCAGAUUAGAUCAGGGACCGUCAAAAAACGUUAGAUUUCCGUUUAUGCAGCGUCAGAGAUCGAGAGAUAUCAAGGGAAAGUACAUCGUGGACGCAUUCGAAUGCGGAAAUCAUGGCGUUGAUGUUGCCCGUGCACUCCACGCUUCGGUCUACUCCGCCGCCGGUCAUCUCGGCGAUCACCUGCUACCACAGACCACAUGACUCACACUUCAGAAACCGAAGUCAACGACUCGAUGCUAAACUCGGAAAUGUUAAAACGUGAGAAAUAGAAAGGGAACCUCUUGAACGGGUCUGUCGUAAUCUUUUGGGUUCACAAACUCCGUCACGCCGAACUUCUUAGCUGGCGAUGAAAGCAAUGAAAAUGUCUUAGACUCUGUUCUCGAUCUCAUGAGCCGAAAUCAUAUUGAUUUGAAAAGAUUGGACACACACCUUGCUCAAAUCUGUCCGAGUUCAAGUCCACACCGAUGAUCCUUGAAGCUCCUGAGACCCUCGCCCCCUCCGCAGCCUGUUUGUUACCAUUCUAAUGUCAUCAUCUAAUCGAAUAGGGAGAAGAGAACGAAAACCAUUCACAAUACAGAAUAACAGAGAGAGAAAGAGAGCGAGACACUCACGGCAAGGCCCACGGCUCCCAAUCCGAAUACAGCAACUGACGAUCCCUUCUUCGGUUUGGCCACAUUCACCGUCGCGCCGAAACCUUCGAUAAGUUGACAAAAAUAUUUAUGGUAUUAAGAAAAGAUCUGAUUCCCAAAAUUAGAGGAUGAGGAAGAUGGUGUGAACACGUUCCAAGGUAUGCUUUUUUUUUAAUUAGUGAAGCCAAGCUGAAGAAGAAGAAGGCCGCACCUGUGGAGAUCCCGCAGCUGAGCACGCAGACCGUUUCCAGGGGGGCCAGCGGGUUUAUCUUCGCCAGGCAGCCCACGUGCACCACGGUGUACUCGCUGAAGGUGGAGGUGCCGAGAAAGUGGUAG